Messenger RNA from Talpa occidentalis (Iberian mole), 2771 nucleotides. It is a transcript of the gene ZNF76, whose product is annotated as zinc finger protein 76. The transcript has 14 exons. The coding region runs from base 325 to 2037 and encodes 570 amino acids. Gene Ontology annotation, biological process: regulation of transcription by RNA polymerase II. The record is from RefSeq and is a predicted model, not a curated record. Gene Ontology annotation, molecular function: DNA-binding transcription factor activity, RNA polymerase II-specific; RNA polymerase II cis-regulatory region sequence-specific DNA binding. Lineage: Eukaryota; Metazoa; Chordata; Mammalia; Eulipotyphla; Talpidae.
UGCGUCACCCCGGCCAGGGGGCGGGGUGGGGCUGCGAGGGCACCGUUCAGAGCCCGGCCUCCCGGGCUCCAGGAGCCCGGGAACCGGGAUAAGCGGGACGGCGGCCGCGGCGACUGGGGGUGCGCGGUGGAGCGUGCCCUGUAUUUUCUAUACGGGUUCCGGGGCCGGCAGCGGCGCGCCGAGCGGAGAGGAAAGUGCGGCGGCCCUGGAACCUGGAUAUCGCGCGAGAUUUGUGACCCAGAAGCAAGCCUCUCACCUCAGCUGUGGCUCUCGGUGCUGGCCAAAAGCCAACUUCAUGUCUGAGUGCACGAGCAACAGUUGGCAAUGGAGAGCUUGGGGCUGCAGACGGUGACCCUCAGUGAUGGGACGACAGCCUAUGUCCAGCAAGCUGUCAAAGGAGAGAAGCUGCUCGAAGGGCAAGUGAUCCAACUUGAGGAUGGGACCACUGCAUAUAUUCACCAAGUGACAGUACAGAAAGAACCUCUUUCCUUUGAGGAUGGACAGCCCGUUCAGCUGGAAGAUGGCAGCAUGGCUUAUAUACACCGAACACCCAAAGAGGGCUAUGACCCCAGCACCCUGGAAGCCGUGCAGCUGGAAGAUGGCUCCACUGCCUACAUUCACCAUCCCGCGGCUGUGCCAUCCGAAAGCACUAUCCUGGCUGUGCAGACAGAGGUGGGCUUGGAGGACCUGGCCACAGAGGACGAUGAGGGCUUCAGUGCAGACACAGUGGUGGCCCUGGAGCAGUAUGCCAGCAAGGUUCUGCAUGACAGCCAGGAUCCCCAUAAUGGCAAAGGGCACCAGGUUGGGGACAGAGCAUUCCGCUGCGGCUACAAGGGCUGUGGGCGUCUCUAUACCACUGCUCAUCACUUAAAGGUGCAUGAGAGAGCUCAUACAGGUGACCGUCCAUACAGGUGUGACUUCCCCAGCUGUGGAAAGGCCUUCGCCACAGGAUACGGGCUAAAGAGUCAUGUGCGUACACACACUGGUGAGAAACCAUAUAAGUGCCCAGAGGAGCUGUGCAGCAAGGCCUUCAAGACCUCAGGAGACCUGCAGAAGCAUGUCCGGACCCACACUGGUGAACGCCCGUUCCGAUGCCCCUUUGAGGGCUGUGGUCGCUCCUUCACCACAUCUAAUAUCCGCAAGGUACAUGUGCGCACCCACACGGGUGAGCGGCCCUACACCUGCCCUGAGCCCCACUGUGGCCGUGGCUUCACCAGUGCCACCAACUACAAGAAUCACGUGCGCAUCCACACAGGGGAGAAGCCAUACGUUUGCACGGUGCCAGGCUGUGGGAAGCGCUUCACCGAGUACUCGAGCCUGUAUAAGCACCAUGUGGUGCACACACACUGCAAGCCCUACACCUGCAGCACCUGCGGCAAGACAUACCGGCAGACCUCCACCCUGGCCAUGCACAAGCGCAGUGCCCACGGCGAGCUGGAGGCCACGGAGGAGAGCGAGCAGGCCCUUUAUGAGCAACAGCAGCUCGAGGCCGCCUCUGCAGCCGAGGAAAGUCCACCACCUAAACAACCCCGCAUUACUUACCUUUCGGAGGUGAAAGAAGAGGGUGAUGACAUCCCAACCCAAGUGGCCAUGGUGACUGAGGAGGACGGGGCCUCCCAGGUGGCUCUGAUCACUCAGGAUGGUGCCCAGCAGGUCAGUCUGUCCCCGGAAGACCUGCAGGCUCUGGGGAGUGCCAUCAGUAUGGUGACCCAGCAUGGCAGCACCACCCUUGCCAUCCCCAGUCAUGACGACAACCUUGCCACAUCUGGCACACAUACGGUCACCAUGGUCAGCGCCGAUGGCACCCAGACGCAGCCCGUCACCAUCAUUACCUCUGGGGCUGUAGUGGCGGAGGACUCAAGUGUAGCAUCCCUUCAUCAUCAACAGGUGGCGCUGCUGGCCACAGCCAAUGGAACACACAUUGCAGUACAGCUGGAGGAGCAGCAGACUUUAGAGGAAGCCAUCAGUGUGGCCACUGCUGCCAUGCAGCAAGGAACCGUGACCCUGGAGACCACGGAGUCAGAGAGUGGCUGCUGAGCCCAGAGAACUGGGUCCCACAGGGUGUUGGAGGAAAUGGCAUGCCGCAUCCUUGCCUCCAAGGGCUGACUCGUGGAAGGUGACCAUGUACGUCUCCAGGGCAAGAAGGCAGCGGGAAAACGGCCUAACUUGGAGCUCUGCCCAAGAGGAGGACUGGCAGCUGAAAUCAGAGGAGUGCAUCAUCUUCAGGAGCUAAGGAGGACAGGCUUGGUCAUCAGGCUGCACUGGGCUGUCCACCCCUCAAAAUCAACUGGGUGCCCAUUCUCCCUCUAGGAACACCCUUCCUGCCCUCAGUCUACUCCCCUUCUCAGGUGGACAUAGGGGCUGCUGGAGACUGGUCCUCCACUCUGACUAGUCACUGCCCAUAGGGUAAGAGGGCAGACAGCUCUUCAGCCCCAUUUGGGGCAGAGCAGAUCCAGCCCUGCCCCUCCCAGCAAUAACCACCUCCCGCAGGCCAGCCAAGAUGCCUGGUCACUGGCAGCAGGGACUUCCUGCCACUGCAAUCAGAAUUGCUCAGGGGCCUGUGGCUGGAGAAGGGUGCCCAGCCCCCACCUCCCAGCUUCUCCCCAACCUCUCUGUGGCUAAAAUGCAGGGAGCACCUUUGUACAUACUGAGGAGUGGAUUUAAUUUGUUUUGUUUUGUUUUUUUAAUUCCAUUUUGAUAUUUUUUUUUCCCCUGCUCUGAGCAGUGGUGGCAAACGGGUGAAUGAGUAUUUAAUAAAAGUUCCAAGUUUC